Molecule: messenger RNA, 2742 nt
Organism: Larimichthys crocea (large yellow croaker)
Lineage: Eukaryota; Metazoa; Chordata; Actinopteri; Sciaenidae
Gene: limd1a
Product: LIM domains containing 1a
Exons: 8
Coding region: 761-2614 (617 amino acids)
Biological process (GO): cytoskeleton organization; response to hypoxia; negative regulation of hippo signaling
Cellular component (GO): adherens junction; P-body; nucleus
Molecular function (GO): transcription corepressor activity
Source: RefSeq, a predicted model, not a curated record
GCUGUACAAGCUGAAAACUAUCUGACCCCAGAGCUCCGCUGUUUUAUCACAACUUUUCCUUAGUCUCAUGCAAGCUGAGGUUACAGUUUUAUUACCGGUGCCAGCGGGGCGGUGAACUUUGACUCGCGUCUUUAAUCGGGCACUGUACCUUUAAAAACAAACUGCUCCCUGUUUUCAACGGUCGACCGGUGGCCACGUACGGCUGCGUGCUCCAACGGUUAUCCCACGGUCCGCUCGUUAACGGUAGACCAGUUCUAUCAGUUAACCGUCGCGACGUUUUAAGGGACAUAUCAGCUUAUUUGAACUAACUUUCCCCUGAGAAGAGUGUUUAUUUCUUUUUCUUCUCUUUUUAAAAUGCUUGUCAGAGAUGCGCUGGAUAAAGUUUUGAAUGAAGGUUCCCCGCUGGCACUGUAAAGCGGGAGGAGGGGGCAGUUUGUGGGGUCGUCCAGGCUAUCGGAUCUGGGAUCUGCUCACAUUUAUAACCAGACAGACUGCGGCUUGUUUCGGAGCAGAGCUGAGCUGGACGACGUGCAGUUUCACAGAGGAGGAAGCCGAGUUUUAAACUUCUUUAUCAACUGGAAAAGUUUGGAUUCACAGAAAAGUUUCUCCCCGGGUCUGGACCUUUCGAGCUGCUGGACUGUAAGCGAACAACUCACUCUGGAUAUAUCACUCUUUUAAAGACUUUUAAAUUAGUUAGCCUCCAUAACACAACUCGUAACUUUACUUUUUUUUGGAAGCAGACACACGAAGUAUCUCCAAAAUGGAUAAAUACGAGGAUUUAGGACUCGAGGCGAGUAAGUUUAUCGAGGAUUUAAACAUGUACGAAGCAUCCAGAGAUGGUUUGUUUCGUACCAGGAGGGAUGCGGGAAACAACCCCGACUUUGAAGAGACGAGAAAAGUUUUUGCCUCUAAAAUGACUAAAAUACACAUGCAGAAACACCAGGAGGAGAUGGCAAGAAACAACCAGGCCAUUAAAAUGAAUGGGGGCUAUAACAGCACACAUUACACCAAAGACAGACCGCCCAUCAACAGUUACAGACAGCCGGGUGAAGCGGCAGCGAAGCCCCCGAUACUCUCUGGCCCUGUGCCGGGCACCACGGCUGGGAACCAGUACGCACAAUUUGACGGCCAGAAACACCACACAGGCAUUCAGUCUGAACCUCCAGCCGCCAAGGCAUAUGGCUACGGAAACAAUUACGAUAAUAAGGAGCGUUUAGAGCCACAUUCAUACCAGCACCCCACCCCUACUCCCCCAAGCCCAGGAAACGCGUCUCACAGCGCGCCCACACACGCUCGUCAGCCCGUCAUCCAGCCGACUGCCUGGGCCCCAUCCAGUGAGAGCCAGCUUUCCCCAUCUCUGUCUGUGUCUGGGAGCAGCAGUGCAUCUCAGCAGCAGCCUCAGCGCCAGUCUGCACCUCCCACCGCCAACACUGUUCCACCCCAGCCAAAUCAGACUGUCACCCAGCCUAUAAACCGGAGUCCACCCUCCACUGCUGGGCCAGCCAGGGUAUGGACUGGUGACCCCUCUGGCUCAGCAAAACCAGACCCCAUCCCUGCUCUCCCACUCAGCGCCUUCACAGGAGGUGCUGACUUCCACAUGCAAAAGCCCUCCACACAGUCUGCGGCCCAUUACGCGCCACCUUCUCCGACUUCAAGACCCUCUUCCAACCAUAAUGGUCCUGUGUCAGCUUCCUCACUUCUACCUGCACCCUCUGAAACAGCUCAACCCAAAGCUCAGGUGGCAUCUGCUGCUCUGACCCCUGGCACUGUCUCCAAAAGUAGCAGCCAGAUCCAAGGUCACAGCCAAACACCCUGCUGCGGACAGGCCACCAGUGAUGCUGAAGUCUCCCCCAAACCUGUCCAACAACUCUGCCAGUCUCUCCUCACGCAGCCCCCUGACCAGGGGCCUUCAGCAGCUGAAAUAAAAUUAGAGGCCCUCACUAAGCGUCUGGAAAAAGAGAUGGAUGCCCAACCAAAGGCUGACUAUUUUGGAGUCUGUGUUAAGUGCAACAAGGCGGUGUAUGGAGCCAACCAGGCUUGUCAAGCUAUGGGUAGCCUCUACCAUGACAGCUGCUUCACCUGCAGCGCCUGCAGUCGAAGGCUCAGAGGGAAGGCGUUCUACUAUGUCGGAGGGAAGGUUUUCUGCGAAGAGGACUUUCUGUACUCUGGUUUCCAGCAGUCUGCAGACAAGUGCAACUCAUGUGGACAUCUGAUCAUGGACAUGAUCCUGCAGGCCCUCGGGAAGUCGUACCACCCCGGCUGUUUCCGCUGUGUCAUCUGUAAUGAGAGCCUUGAUGGAGUGCCCUUCACUGUAGACACUGAAAAUAAGAUCUACUGUCUCAAAGACUACCACAGGGUCCUGGCGCCUAAAUGUGCAGCCUGUAAUCAGCCCAUCCUUCCUUCAGAGGGGUCUGAUGAAACCAUUCGAGUUGUAUCCAUGGACAAAGACUAUCAUGUGGAAUGCUAUCACUGCGAGGAAUGUAAGAUGGAGCUGAAUGACGAGGAGGGUCACCGCUGCUACCCUCUGAACGGCCACCUUCUUUGCCACUCCUGCCACCUAAAGAACAUUGAACCAGGCUGCUCCUCUGCCAUCGCCACCGGCGCCUCCUACUAACACUUCCAUAGGUGGAGGAGGACACCUGGUGGAUAAAUGGAGGAACUUCCAAAGAAAGGAGGAGUGGAUUAUGUACAAUUCUUGUUGUAGAGGAUUGAUUAAUGCUAUGUGUCGAAUCAUACUGUGGU